AUGUCGUCGGGAUCCAAUGUACAGCUUGAACAGAAACAGUACCUGCUCCCGUACUUUGAAUCUAGCGUCGCGGUUUUGAGCACGAUCGGCGUCUGCCUAACCGGAAUUAGUCUUUGGGCCAUUGCGAUCACCCGUUUCAGUCCUCUACAUGCGGUCCCGUUGUGCACAUCAAUCGCCUGUGCGGUCGCAAACGGUCUCUGCUACUAUGCUUUCUAUACAACCAGUGCACCGCUACCCGAGGCCAUCGCUAGCGUCUUCGCAGAUAUCUUCUGGUUGCUCCAGGAAGCGGGGUUGCCGCUGUACAGCUAUCAGAUCCUGGUGCACAUGCUCCAUGGACGCGCACGGUGUUUCUACAAGAGCACCUUCUGGACCGCGCUCAGCAUGGUGGUGGUCAUACGCAUCGCCAUCGCCACCAUGCGCGCGAUCCAGAUCCUCGACGGGUCGGUGCCGCUGACCAGGGCGAUCAACUUCCUUCAUAUCGGUUACUUUAGCUCGAUUGCCAUCGCCGAAACAUACAGCUCCGUCUUGCUGAUCGGAUUCCUUCGGAAGGCGUAUCAGACGGCGCUGAUCGUUUCCUCCAUGCGACCGGUUUUGAGGUAUCUGUUAUGGUCGACUGAGAUACGCCUCUCGGGCCUCUGUCUGGUCGGCAUUGUGCGCGCUGCGACGUACCCAUUCCAGCUUGUUGAGCAGCAUGCCGUGAAUAUCCCUAACCAAAUUGACCGUUUUGUCUACUCCCUGGAGUGUCUAUUUCCCGUACUUCUGAUCAUUGACAUUGUUGUUCCAAAGGACCGAGGAGCUGGUGAAUUACAUAAGAUUAUCUCGGUCUCCUCUCGAGAUGUGCACCACGCUAGACGUUCUCUGCCCUCCCCGCUGGAUAGCUGGUCUUCAGCCCCACCGGUGCCGGAUAAACAAUGUACCAAAGGUAUCACAACACCCGAGUCGACUGACCUGACAGUCAGCUGCCGGUGCCAUGAUACGCAGCCCCGCCAACAAGUCUGA
Molecule: messenger RNA, 999 nt
Organism: Aspergillus luchuensis
Lineage: Eukaryota; Fungi; Ascomycota; Eurotiomycetes; Eurotiales; Aspergillaceae
Exons: 3
Coding region: 1-999 (332 amino acids)
Source: RefSeq, a predicted model, not a curated record